GAUAACGUAACCUUUCCGUAGAGUAGGGAAGAAGAAGAAGAACUUCAACAAAUGAAUAAACGGCUGUGUUAUGUUUAGUUGGUUUGAUUGAUUAGACAAUUUUAUUGUGAGAAUUGUAAAAAGUUCUGCGUACAUUUUGAUAAUUGAUAACUUUUUUGUCAUUUUGCAAAACGUAAUUACACGAUGGACGGGCCAACAUCGACGGACAUAAUGCUACUUCAUGGAAAUUCUCAUCCUGAGCUAGCAAAUCUGAUUGCCAACCGACUGGGUGUGAAGAGUGGCGGUUGUUCUGUUUACCAUAAAACCAACCGGGAGACAAUGGUGGAAAUUGGAGACUCUGUUCGAGGCAAAGACAUCUACAUUAUUCAAACUGGAACUAAGGACGUGAACAACAACAUAAUGGAGAUGCUAAUCAUGGCAUAUGCUUGCAAGACAUCUUCUGCUAAGAACAUAGUUGGGGUCAUCCCCUACCUUCCUUACAGCAAACAGUGCAAGAUGCGGAAACGAGGCUGUAUCGUCUCAAAGCUGCUGGCGAAGAUGAUGUGCAACUCUGGUCUGACCCAUAUCAUUACAAUGGAUCUGCAUCAGAAAGAGAUUCAGGGCUUUUUCGACUGUCCGGUUGAUAAUCUCAGAGCUUCCCCCUUCCUGCUACAGUAUAUCCAAGAAUGUAUACCAGAUUACCGUAAUGCAGUAAUAGUAGCUCGUAAUCCCGGAUCAGCCAAGAAAGCCACAUCUUACGCAGAGCGUCUUCGUCUGGGAAUUGCUGUCAUCCACGGAGAACAAAAAGAGGCGGAAAGUGACGAGGUGGAUGGGAGGUACUCUCCUCCCCCACCCCCACUACUCAGCCGUACUAUGGACAUGGGGGUGGGGGUGCCCCAGCACCCUGCCAAGGAAAAACCUCCUAUAAAUGUGGUGGGGGAUGUAGGUGGACGCAUCGCCAUAAUGGUGGACGAUAUGGUUGAUGAUGUCCAAUCAUUUGUUGCGGCAGCUGAAGUACUGAAGGAGAGGGGAGCCUACAAGAUAUAUGUACUUGCCACUCACGGUCUUCUCAGUUCCGAUGCACCAAGACUUAUUGAAGACUCGCCCAUAGAUGAGGUGGUUGUCACAAACACCAUCCCACACGAGAUCCAGAAAUUGCAGUGUCACAAGAUCAAGACCGUGGAUAUCAGUGUAUUACUAUCUGAGGCUAUCCGGCGUAUUCACAACAAAGAGUCCAUGUCCUACCUGUUUAAGAACGUCACUUUGGAAGACUAGGUUUUCAAGCUUCAAGUAAUGCACAUUUCACUGUUAACGAAAUCAUCUCUCCACUAAGACUGGAUGCUGUAAUUUUGCAGAUUGCUGUUUUCUUUUGUUUUAUAAAAACAGACUUGUUUUUCACACAUACAUAAAAUUUAACUAGUAUCGAUAAGUAGGUAAUGAAAUGCAAGGAAGUAUUUUUAUGCACUUAAUCUAGAUUUUCUCCAAAAAUUUAUUAUGUGCCUGUAAAUAAUUUUUCUUUUUUAUUGUGGGUUCCUCUGUCUAUGUAUUCCUUGUGAUAGCAAUGGAUUUAUUACCUUGGUAUUAUUAUUAUACUGGUAUUUUUUUGUAUAGCUUUACAAAUUUUGAUCACAUGAAAUGUCUUAGGAGCUUAUAUACUGUUAGCAAUGUCAAGAUAGUUGAUUAAAAGUAUUACAUAAAAACUACAUGUGAUGAGGUGACCGAAUUAUUAUCAGUUUUUAUUUAUUUGGAACAUCAAUCUUGUAUUUCAUUUUGAUCAGAAAAAUACUAUUUUUAUACAGAUUUUUUUUAUCUUGUAUACUACUUAAGAUAUGGAGUAUUGACAGAUUAGUGAUGUGGUUGAAUGUGAGAUGGUGUCCUAAGAUGUACCAUGAUGGAUAUAUUGUUAUAUGUAUGUUUGUAUUUUGGUGUCCUAUUUUAUUAAGACAUUAUCAAUAAAUGAUAUCUUCAUUAAGGA
This is a messenger RNA of Homalodisca vitripennis (glassy-winged sharpshooter), 1954 nucleotides long. RefSeq names its product phosphoribosyl pyrophosphate synthase-associated protein 2. The record is from RefSeq and is a predicted model, not a curated record. The transcript has 9 exons. Gene Ontology annotation, molecular function: ribose phosphate diphosphokinase activity; magnesium ion binding. The coding region runs from base 184 to 1254 and encodes 356 amino acids. Gene Ontology annotation, cellular component: cytoplasm; ribose phosphate diphosphokinase complex. NCBI's taxonomy places the organism in Eukaryota, Metazoa, Arthropoda, Insecta, Hemiptera, Cicadellidae. Gene Ontology annotation, biological process: 5-phosphoribose 1-diphosphate biosynthetic process; purine nucleotide biosynthetic process.